Messenger RNA from Striga hermonthica, 2110 nucleotides. NCBI's taxonomy places the organism in Eukaryota, Viridiplantae, Streptophyta, Magnoliopsida, Lamiales, Orobanchaceae. The record is from the annotation of a GenBank genome assembly.
GAUCAAUUGAAGAUGAGGUGCUUCCCCGAGACGUUAAAAGAUCGGGCCAUGGCCUGGUUCAUGACACUUGCACCAGCAUCUCUGACCACCUGGACUGAAGUCUACACGAAGUUCAUUGGGAGAUACUACUCCCACCAAAAGACUCAGGAGCUCCGGUCUCAGAUUGUCUCGUUUGCCCAAUCACCGAGUGAGCCCCUUCACGAGGCCUGGGAGCGAUUUAAGGAUCUCCAGCGGCAAUGCCCUCACCAUAAUCUUUCGCCAGGAUUGUUGAUGAAUUGUUUCUACGACUCCCUCAACCAGAAUUUGCAAUAUAUGGUUGAUAAUGCUGCGGGGGGAGACAUUGGUGCAAAGACUGCCGAAGAGAUGUAUGAGAUCUUUGAGACGAUGAGUGCAAAUUCGUCUCAGAAGAGCAUCAGAGGAAAGAGGACUUCAGUGAAUGAGGUUGGCUCAAGCAAUAGUGCCAUGGCCCAACAGUUAGCCGAGCUUACGGAGCAGAUGCGGCUAUUGAAUGCUCGAAGUUCCUCACCGAUUCAGACGAUGGCGGUGAAUGUUUGUGGUACAUGCGGGGUGCAAGGACACAGUUCUGAGGUGUGCCCAACAGCAAUCGAACCGGGCUACGGAAGCCAGAAUACCGAAGUUAAUGCAUUGCAGAAUUUUCAGAAUCGGCCCGGAAACGACCCCUACUCGAACACGUAUAACCCGGGAUGGCGCAACCACCCUCACUUCUCAUGGGCCAACAAUCACUAUCAGCAGCCACCUCAAACCAACGUCGUCCCCCAGCAGCAGCAACCCAGGGGCAUGUUAAGGCUGCCAGCAUCAGAAUCCGGAUCAACCCCAUCGAGCACAGACGAAAAGCUGGACAAAAUCCUCAAUUUUGUCACAAAUCAUGACGCUUCCAUUAAGCGUCUUGAGACACAAGUGGGCCAGCUGGCAACACGGGUUGGGAACAUCGAGACAGAGAUAGACAAAGGAAAAUUGCCGAGCCAGCCGGAGCACGCAAAAUCUGUGACUGUGAUUAUGCCCGAGCUAGAGGGUCCAAGAAAGGGGGACCAGAAAGCAGAGAUCCUAGCUUCACCAUUACCCGAACCAGCCCUACACAAAUCUCCGAAUCCGUACAAACAAAAAAUCCCUUUCCCGAGCCGGCUCUUAGAAGAGAAGGACCGCCGAAUGAUUAGAGACUUGCAUGCGAUGCUGGCUAAGGUCAAUGUCGACUUAUCCCCACCUGAUGUGAUCAAGAAGAUACCGGAGUAUGCGAGGUUUUUCAAGGAAUUGGCGGCAAAUAAAAAGAGGCUCGAGAGCAGUGAUGAGGUGCUAGUGUCAGAAGCGGCAAGUGUCUUUCACCAUGACUUGCCGAAGAAAGAAAAGGACCCCGGAGGCUUUGUCAUCACUCUGGCCUUCGGGAAUGGGGCAGAGACUUCAGGCAUGCUCGAUUUGGGGGCUGGAAUUAACCUCAUGCCACUUGCAGUUUAUCAUAGGCUCGGGCUUGGAGAGUUGAAGCCCACAAGAAUGCGCCUACAGCUGGCUGAUAGGUCAUUCCGUCAUCCCGAGGGUAUUAUCGAGGAUGUGCUCGUCCGAGUGGGGAAGCUGAUAGUCCCCGUGGACUUCGUUGUGCUCAACAUGGGGAACGUGCAAGAAAAUGUGAAGCAGCACACCACUCUCCUUGGUCGACCUUUCAUGGCUACCACGAGCACUGUCAUAGACGUGAAGAAGGGGACGACAAGAUCGGCCACGGAGAUUGGCAGCACGCGGAUGGCAGCGGGCGUACGCGGGUGCGUGAUAGGCGAUCAGGCCACGGGGGCGGCUGGGAUGCGCUGUGCAGUGGGUGCACGGGGGCGCGCGGUAGAGGAUCGGGACGCCGGGGCACUGGAGGCGACGCGCGAGGCAUGGGACGACGGCGCGAGCGGCACGGACAUGAGAGACGUGCGCGGCACUCGCGCGGGUGGCAGGGACACGCAGGAUGUAGGCGGCAGCGGCGAUGGGCGCGCGAUAGCGCGCAAGUGCGGGACAAGCACGGAUGACCCAAUCCACGCGGGCGUAGGAAUGCUGGGCGAUGAUGAGUACGCGCGCGAGAUAAUCGGCACAAACGAAGUGCGCGCAACAGCAUGCGCGU